Molecule: messenger RNA, 1115 nt
Organism: Neolamprologus brichardi
Lineage: Eukaryota; Metazoa; Chordata; Actinopteri; Cichliformes; Cichlidae
Source: RefSeq, a predicted model, not a curated record
UGGAAGUAGCUGGUUUGGAUUUAGAUCACUACUGUGACUUGCCUGACUUAUUUACUCAGAAAAGCAUGCCUGUUCAUCGAUGUAAUAUUCCCCGACAGGAAGAUCUCGAUAGAUGGCCACAUUUGCGCUAUAUUAAGAUACUGGAGAUAAUUUCCGGGGUAGACCUGUUGAUCGGGACCAAUGUGCCCAAGGCUUUAGAGCCAUGGGAUGUUGUUAGAAGUCAGGAUGGAGGUCCCUAUGCAGUAAAAACUAUGCUGGGUUGGACGGUGAAUGGUCCUCUCAGAGAGGAUUGUAAGACUGACAUUUUUGAUGUGCGUGUCAAUAGGAUUUCCGUGGCAAGAUUGGAUGAGCUGUGGGAACGUCAAAUGAAGGCUGAUUUUCCAGAAUGUAUUCAGGAUGAGCUGUUUGCUGAUCUUCUCUAGACAAAGCAGUUUAUGAAGUCAGUGAUGGACUCUGUUAAGUUGGUUGAUGGUCAUUACACCAUUGGUUUACCUUUUAGGUGCAAUCAGGUAAAAAUGCCAAAUAAUAGGAAGGCUGUAGAACAGCGAGCUAUGAGCCUUAAAUGGAAGUUUGUCAAGGAUGAUUCCUGGUUGUCAGGGCCAAAGUUUCUUGCUGAACCAGAAAUUAAUUGGCCAGUGAACCUUGAUUUUGGAAAGAUCUCUUCAAAUGAUCCAGAGAUUAAAAUGGUCGUUUUAGUUCAUGCUGUUGAUGCAAAUGAACACAAGAGUGCAUCAAUCAGGGACAUCAAGAAGGCCUACAGAAAGCUGGCUUUGCAGUUACACCACGGCAGAAACCAAGACGACCCGCAAGCCCUGGACAGGUUCGGAGACUUGGGGGCAGCCUAUGAGGUCCUCUCACAUAAGGAGAAAAGGAAACAGUAUGACAUGUAUGGAGAGUACGGGCUCAAAGAGGGUUACCACAGCUUUCACAGCGAUAUCUUCUCCAGUUUCUUUGGUGAUUUUGGGUUCAUGUUUGGUGGCAACCGACAGCAACAGGACAGGAAUAUUCCCAGAGGAAAUGACAUAAUACUGGACCAGGACUAGAAGACACUGGAAGAAGUGUGCUCUGUGAACUUUGUGGGUGGUGAACGUGAGUUGAAAGAGGCAGUGGAAGGA